UCUCGACUCUCUCUCUCUACAGAUGUGACCAGAACUGCUGAGUUUUCCCAUUCCUGUUUUAGUUCCCGAUUUCCAGUGUCAGCUGUUCAUUGGAAAUUGUUUUUUCGAACAUAUUUUCUAUUACUAACAGCCACCAUAAACAGGUACACUUUGUGAUAACAAAAUCAGAAAUUGCUGGAGAAACCCAAGUCGGUCUGGCAGCAUCUCUGGAAAGAAGACACAUCUAUAUCUGUUCUUGUCACCAUAAACACUUCCUUUGCCUUUCACUUUGAGGCACUCCCAUUAACCCUGAAACGUUAACUUUGUUUUCCCUUAACAAAUACUGCCAGACCUGCUGAGUUUCUCAGGCCACACCUUCGGUUUUGUAUUUAGAUUUUUUUUCUGGAACUACCUUCCUGUGAUUGAUGGAGGAAAGGACGACCAUCUCCUCAAACAUGACUGAACUGCAGCCCCAAGCCCAGAAAACGUCCCCCUCCACAGAGACUCGGCUCAAUUCAUCCAAACCUCUCACAACUCCGCUCCGAACUACAUUACCCAUACCGCACGUGGGCCCAGCACCUGCGCAUUGAGUGGCGGCUGUGUGGAAUCAGGGGAGAUGGUCCGCGAUGCCUGCCGGGGGUUGUAGUUCUGUGCCGCGCAGUGGCCGUGGGCGCUCAGCAUUCGGGAGCCCGAACGGCUGUGACAUGGACAGUGCUGGACGAGGAGGUUACAUUAUCACAUAAGACAGGAGACUGCUCACAGAGCACAGGAAUCACCCGAUCUGAAGUGGACAAGAGCACAGGAAUCACCCGGUCUGAACUCGACAGGGAACACAGUUCCUUGGAAAAGAUUCCUCGUAAAUUAUUUAUUCCAAACUGUUAAAGGAAGCUGCAAUGGUCCGUUUCUCAGUGCUGGUCUCUCUGUGUGGAGUGGUCUAUGCAGGCUCUCAUUCCCUCCGGUAUUUCUACACUGCAAUGACCCCAAUUUCUGGUUUGCCAGAGUUUCUGGCUGUUGGUUAUGUCGAUGAUAUCCCAAUUGAUUACUACGACAGUGAUCUUCGCAAAGUGAUCCCUCGGCAACGAUGGAUGGCAGAGUGUCAGGGCCCUGAGUAUUGGGAACAGCAGACUCAGAUCCUGAGGAGCUCUGAGCACAUCGGGCUGACCAAUAUUCAGACAGCCUUAAACCACACCAACCAGAGUGGAGGGAUCCACACGGUCCAGAUAAUGCACGGUUGUGAGCUCCAAGAUGACGGGAAAAGCAAUGGAUUUCACCAGGAAGGCUGGGAUGGCCAGGACUACAUCAGCUUUGACAAGGAGCACAUGGUGUGGGUUACCCCAGUAUCCUGGGGAUUGAUCACCAAGAACAAGUGGGACCAGGAUAAAGCCAGGAAUCUACAGAGGAAGGCUUACCUGGAGAGAACCUGCAUUGAGUGGCUGAAAACAUACUUGAAGCAGGGAAAGAGAGAGCUAAAACCCAUUGCUCCUCAGAUGUUCCUUACUGUGGAUACCGCAUCAGCAACUGAUUCAGCCCAACUGUCCUGUCUCGUGACGGGAUUUUACCCUCGCGACAUUGAAGUCGUUCUUCUAAAAAAUGACAGACCAAUCGGGGAGACAUACUCUACUGGCAUUCUGCCCAACCACAAUGGCACUUACCAAUUCAGGAGAUGGGCAGUAAUCAACUUGGAGGACAGAGCCACCUAUUCCUGUCAGUAUGAACACAGCAGUGAAGGGUUGGAGACCCGACAGUUGGUUGAGGCAUUCCAACUGUCUCCAAGAUCUCUACAGGGAACAAAUGACCAUUUGAAUAUUGGAAUUGUUGCUGCUGUCCUCGUUCUGAUUGGUAUCGUCGUUGGUAUGGUUGUCUGGAGGAGGAGAGGGAAGACAGCAGGACAGGAUCUGCCACUGACAGGAGGAAAGAAGAAAUCCAUUUAUAAUCUGGCAAAUUCUACUGAUUCAGGAGAAUCACCCACUAUCUCGUUCUCCUUGGCCUGAGAUAUGAAGUCACAUUCUGCAAUUUUUACAGCUGAAUAUACACCAAACCGGCAUGAACUGUGGGCCUGUGGUACUGGGGGAGAGACUGGACCGUAUGUCAUCAUUGCUUUCUCACUUGACAUUUGUGUUUUCCACUCAGAAAAACCCAAUUUUGUGACCAAGUCUGGAAAAGACAUCAAUGCCAGAAGUGAAGUGAAUAACUCUGGUCUCGAAUCACUCAGUUUCGUUUAAUACACAUGGCUUUCAUUGAUAUCAAUUUAUUUUUUGGAAGGUACAGAUUAAUUUUAUCACGGUUGAGAAGGCUAAUGUCUGGUCAGGUAGAGAGUGAAGCUUUUUUCUCCCUCCUUGACUCAUCUCCUUCUCCUGCAGCUGCUUACUAUUCCUUGCUUCUCUUCCCAAUAACAAAUGAACCUUGUAUAUUGAACACACACACACCUCUCUCAUACACUCACACAUAUAAUCCCCACACUCACCCCCACACACAAACCCUGUCAGACUUAUACCCCAUUACAGAAGCA
Messenger RNA from Chiloscyllium plagiosum (whitespotted bambooshark), 2488 nucleotides. NCBI's taxonomy places the organism in Eukaryota, Metazoa, Chordata, Chondrichthyes, Orectolobiformes, Hemiscylliidae. The record is from RefSeq and is a predicted model, not a curated record.